UUACCAUUGCAGGGAGAGAGAAAGGGAAAACCCUUUCAAUUUCUUUUGAUUUCCUUUAUCUCUGGGUCUUUCUUCUAUCUGAAACCUGUUUCUUCACGGAAACAUUCACUGGAGAAGGGUUCACCAAAAGAUGUAGUCUUUAAGUUAUGUUUAUAAAAUUUAUAGUCCUUUUGUCGACGUCUAUAUCAUAGGAGGGAUCGUCGUCUUCUUCGUUUCCAUUUUCUUGGUUUGUAGCUUUAGGUUUGGUUAACUAUAAUUUGUCGACAAUACAAAGGACUUUUCUGGGUUUGUUUUUUUUUGAAGAAUGGCGAAUGGAGGAGAGAAAAACAGUGAUUUUUAUGCGGUUUUGGGGUUGGAUAAAGAAUGCACUCAAACAGAGCUGAGGGCUGCUUAUAAGAAACUUGCGCUGAGAUGGCACCCUGAUCGUUGCUCCGCCUCGGGGAAUUCAAAGUUCGUGGAAGAAGCCAAGAAAAAAUUCCAGGCUAUUCAACAAGCUUACUCUGUUCUGUCUGACGCAAAUAAGAGGUUCUUGUACGAUGUUGGAGCUUAUGACAGUGAUGAUGACGAAAAUGGCAUGGGAGAUUUUUUGAACGAAAUGGCAGUGAUGAUGACCCAGACAAAAUCUAGUGAAAAUGCAGAAGAAAGCUUCGAGGAAUUACAGGAACUGUUUGAAGAGAUGUUCCAAGUGGGCAUUGAUUCGUUAGAGUCGAAUUGUCAGCAGACUACGCCCUGUCCUUCUUCAUCUCAGUUUGCAUCUUUUGGUGAAAAUUCUGCCUCCAACAAGCGGAAUUCUGCUGAUAUGAGUUCCGGCGGGACGAUGCAGGAGAGUUCUUCUAGCUUUGAUGUACAAUUUCACGGCUUCUGUCUGGGGACAGGUGGAGCGCAAGGCAGGUAUCAGGCAUCGGAGAGGAGCCAAAGGAAAAAUAACAGUAGGCGAAGCCGGCUGAGAAAUGGCUGGAAACAAAAGCUUUCAUCUGGCCAGGACUACGGCAUCUCCGGUUCAUGAUCAACACCAUCUCAUUUGUACUAGUCGAUCAUAUUGAUUUUAACCAAUUAGGGAGAUGAAGAUGCAACCAUCGAGUGAGAUCACUGCUAUGGAAGCCGUUACCGAGGGUGAGAAACAUCCCGAUGGACAGUGGCACCAUUCGACUUGUAAUUUUGUUUCCAUGGUUGUGGCUGACCGUGCUCAUGAAUUUACAUUUAUAGCUUUGUUACUCUUUAUUUUACCUUGAACUGUUCUACAUUUGCUAAUCAAAUGGAUUCCUUUUAGCCUA
Messenger RNA from Hibiscus syriacus, 1274 nucleotides. Its product is annotated as dnaJ homolog subfamily B member 6-like. The record is from RefSeq and is a predicted model, not a curated record. Lineage: Eukaryota; Viridiplantae; Streptophyta; Magnoliopsida; Malvales; Malvaceae. The transcript has 6 exons. Bases 305 to 1006 code for a protein of 233 amino acids.